Messenger RNA from Podospora pseudocomata, 267 nucleotides. RefSeq lists its product as uncharacterized. The record is from RefSeq and is a predicted model, not a curated record. The transcript is spliced from 2 exons. Bases 1 to 267 code for a protein of 88 amino acids. NCBI's taxonomy places the organism in Eukaryota, Fungi, Ascomycota, Sordariomycetes, Sordariales, Podosporaceae.
AUGGCCAACCAGUCUCCAGCAAACCCAACGAUCGAGAGAUCGGCGGAUCGCCCCACAAAGAUGGAAGCUAUGGCCACGCAUGACGCUGUCCAGUGGAUCAACAACGCUUACACGCGGGGAGAACCUCCAAUCAUGACGUUUAGCCUCUUCCAGAUGGAUACGCUACGAUAUGUGCUCGGGGAAGAUCCGAUCUCAGAGAGCAUGGCAACCUACGGCAAGCUAUGGCAAUGUCCGUUGAACGCCGGCUUCUACCACGACCUAGUCUAG